Molecule: messenger RNA, 7649 nt
Organism: Limulus polyphemus (Atlantic horseshoe crab)
Lineage: Eukaryota; Metazoa; Arthropoda; Merostomata; Xiphosura; Limulidae
Product: Golgi-associated PDZ and coiled-coil motif-containing protein-like
Exons: 9
Coding region: 100-1542 (480 amino acids)
Biological process (GO): negative regulation of protein localization to cell surface
Cellular component (GO): Golgi apparatus; membrane; trans-Golgi network transport vesicle
Molecular function (GO): transmembrane transporter binding
Source: RefSeq, a predicted model, not a curated record
UUUCCUUGUCGUCGCAGGGACAUGGAAUAAGAUACAACUCUUUCAAAAUAUUGUUUAUUAGCGCCAUCUAUUCAUGUUCAAAUUAAAUGCGCAUCGAAUAUGGCGACUGCUACAGCGGGAUUAAAGUGGUUAAAUUUACUGGAAAAGGAGUUUGAUAAAGCUUUUGUGGACCUCGAUUUGCUUCUUGGAGCAAUCGACGAAGAUCAGUGCGAAAUCAUGUACGAAGGAAGACAGAAGAUGACAGCACUUAGUGCUGCAUUCGCUCAGUUGUGUCACAAAGCACUAACUGUGUUUGAAAAUAAUGGUAAAUUGGAGGAGGAACUGUCUGAGAUGCGACAGGAGCUCUGUGAAGCCCAAGCUUCACAUGCAGCUGUAGAAAAAGAGCUCCAAAAACUGCUGAUCCAACUUCAUUCUGCACAACUGCAGGUUAGCUCUCAGAUGGGCUAUGCAGGAGACUCCAGUCUUAUUAAACAAAAGCUUGAAAGUGAAAUGGAACAGUAUAGAACAGAUGUCAAGAAAGAAAGCCAGUUAAUAGCUGAAGUCACUCAACUGAAUAAAGAAAACAACAGAUUGCAUCAUUUUAUUUUGGCUUUACAGAGUGAACUUUAUGGAGCUCGAUUAGCAGCAAAGUAUUUAGAUAAAGAGCUAGCUGGAAGAAUUCAACAGAUCCAACUACUGGGUCAAGAUCUUGGAAGAACUGAUCAUAACCAUCUCUGGAAUCAACUUGAGGCUGAAAUUCAUCUCCAUCGCCACAAAACAGUCAUUCGUGCUUGCAGAAGUCAGAUUGGACUUAGUCCAAAACUUCCUGCCCCACCUGAGCAAGCAAGUUUUUGUGAAAGCCAACAUUCAAGACAGGGUAUUGGACAAAUUCGCACUGUCCAUCUCACAAAAGGGGAAAAUGAAGGCCUAGGUAUAUCUAUCACUGGAGGAAGGGAACAUGGUGUUCCAAUCUUAAUUUCUGAAAUUCAUCCUGACCAACCAGCAUCACGCAGUGGUAAUUUGUUUGUUGGAGAUGCUGUUUUAUCUGUUAACAAUAUUGAUUUACGGCAAGCUUGUCAUGAUGAAGCAGUGAAAGUUUUAUCUAGUCAGGAAGGAGAGAUUGCUAUGGAGGUUGUUUUUGUUUCUCCAGAAGAAGCAAGUGAUGAAGAAACUGAAGAUGGAGAAGGUGAAUUUAGGUUCAGAUACCAGUAUUUUGGCCCAGAUAUUUGCAGCCAAACAAGUAGCCAAGAGUUAGAAAAUACUAAUUCUAGUGAGUUGAGUCCUUUUCAUUUCCAAGGCAUAACUCAAGGUGGUGGUGAGUUACCAUGGUUUGAGAAUGUUAAUGUUUCUUCAAAAAAAUUACAACAAAAACAUCAUUCUGGAGCUGCUCAUGUAUCAUCAUUCAGGAAUAUUUAUCGACACGACUUAAGUACCAGGACUAAUCAGAAUGUUGACAACCAAAAACCUGUGCUAUCACCAACAACUUCAGAGACAGAGAAUCUUACUAAACUAAUUUCAAAUAGGCAACAGUCAUGUAAAAAUUCAGAGGAACCAACAGAAUAACAAAGUCACUGUUCAUUGAAGUAUAGCAUUGAAGCUUUUCUGAUAUUAGGAUGUCGUAUUUUCGACUUGUCUCAGCACAUUUAGUAGAAGCAACUCUAAAUGUCAACGUAUUUCUAAAGCUUUGUUCCUGAAACAUAUUUUACAAAAUCUCCAAAUGUUAUGGAUGUUUGUUUAUUUUACAUCUGUGUGAAGCAAAAAAGAGUAAAUCUGAAUUUUUUUUCUCAUCAAAACCUUUGUAUUUAGUUCAAAAUAAUAAUAAAACCAUUUUCCUAGAUUAUUGGUGGUGGUUAUCUUUUACCUAAGUUACAACUACAAUGAAUCAAUAAGUAGGUGUUAUGUUGUUUUAUAUAUAUUUAUAUGGAUGUCAAUGAUCUAGUUACAGAGUAUGACAAAUUAAGUUUAUAUUUUCUUUUUUUCACUCAUUUUUGUUAUUUGAUGUAUUUGACCAUAUCUAAGGAUGAAAGUUUAAUUUGAAUCAUUAUUGGUUGCUUCUAAGUUUAAAAUUCUCUAGAAUGUCAUUUUAAUAUUAUCUGUUUAUUAACUAAUACUAACAAGGCAAGUAUGCAAGUAUAUUGUGAAUUAAAAAACAGAAUCAGUUAGUGAAUGAUAUUAAUUAGAAAGAUAAUUAUUCAAAUUUAGUACUUUCAGAAUGUCAACUUUACGGCAUCGGCUUGGUAUUUUUUAUGCUAGAAUAAUAUUACACUUAUGUAUUUGAUGCCUUCAUUUACAUUUAAAAAGUGUUGUUUUGGGUAAUUUUAUUCUUAUGUUGUGUAUUUUUAAACAGUUAAUUUUUUUGUUGGUCAUCAUAAUUACUUGAAACACUUAACUAUUUUCUUGGGUGCUUUAUUAUUUUUAAGACUUUAAUUAACCAUGUAACUGUAUUGUGUGUAAUGAAUAUUACUGACUUCUUUCUUUAAUCUAAAAGAAUUGGUUUGCUGCAAAUAAUUCUUUUAAAAAUACAGAGACCAAGUUGUGUGUCUAUGAAAAUAUUUUAAAAGUACAAAAAAUAGAGGUUUUUUGGACAGAUUAAUCAACAUUUCCAGUUGUUGAGAUUGUUGUGUUUUUGUAGUUCAUAGUUUUAAUUAUCAGUGCACUGAAGAUGAUGUGUACAUCUUUAUAUAAUAUUUGCAAAUCUAAUGUGUAGAUUUUAAGUUAGUGUAACAUUCAGGUGUAAGUGCUGAUUGGUUGGAUUAUAAUUAUUUUUUUUUGUUGCCAGGAAAUGACACUUUUCUUUUCUAUUAAAGAAUGUAGAAAGGGAAGUUGUGAGAACAACGGUAAUAAAUAUUGUAUUGUGGUUUGUAACAAAUGUAAGUCAGACAAAGAGCUACUGGAUGUUUAUUUAUGCAUUGAGGACCAAAAUAUUUGAGGAUAAUGUUUAUAGUUUUAUAAUGCAGAAUAAAAAAUUAGCUUUUUGCACAAACUGACAACCAGUUUUUCACAAGUUUUUAUUGGUACAGUGAUUUCUUAGCCUUUAUUAUUAUGAGGUAGGGGAGAGUAAAUUUCUUAAUUUUAAUUUUUCAUAGGAUAAUAGUUUACUUCUCAAAAAUGUUAGUAUCUACUUUUAAGUGAUUUGUUACUUAACUAGAUCAUUUAAAGACAAAAGGUCAUAAAAACCAAGAGUUGCUUAAAAUAUACAGUCUUUGUAACAGGUUUUUUCAAACAUUAAAAAUCAAAAAGGCUGAAUAAGAGACUGUAUGACAGAAUUCAAGGAAUGUUGAAAUUUGAUUUCUAUUCAUCUAUUUCUGCUAAUACUGACUAUUAUAUUAUUUAACAAAUAAAGAGUAGGUGAAACAAAUUUCCUUUAACUUUGUAAACAUUCAUCACAGGAUAACAUUUGAUCAUUCAAGUUAAUGGUAUUAAUCUCUACUUUAUUAUUAAUGAAAAUAAAAAUAUGAUUGGCUAUUUGAGUAAGUUACUAGAGCUCAAAAGGUCACAGACUAGUGAGCCUUUUAAAAUAUGUGUAUUUUGUAAUAGUUUUUUUAAUCUACUAAAUUAUAAUAUGGAUGAUUUUACCUGAGAAACAUUCAGAUUUUUAACAAAAAGUUUUUAAAUCACCAAAAGAAAAGUUUGGCAACAACAUCCAGGCUUGUGAGAGGAAACUCGUAUUUUACAUGUAUUUUAUGACUUGGCAUGGCAGUAUGUCUUUUCUUACCAGUGAAUUCUAGUCAAUCUAUUAGGGGGAAAUGUCAUAGAUGUGACAAGAGAAAAUCACAUGUAAUUCAAAAUACUUGGAAGAAUAUUUAAAGUAUAAAAUAUUAACCAAGAAGUAUUUGAAAACACUAAAUAUUUAAAAUACUUGUACAUCAUAGUUUUUACCUCUAAAGAUCAAGUACCUUUUCUUUUUUAACACAUAGAAGUUUAUUUUAGGAGGUAGUUAUAAAAGAACUAUAACAAACACAUAGUAUAUAAAAUUCUUUAGUUGAAGUUGGCGAUUUUAAUAAACAGAAGAAUCUCUAGCAUUUUGUUGGAGAGAAGGUUAUGCUUUAAGGAAAGAAUAAUAGCUCCUAUAAGUAAUGUGGCCUCAAUUCUGGCUGAAGGUGCAGUAGCUGUAUUGAAUUUCUUGGAGAGUUGUGUGAUGUUUUUGAACUUUUUCAAGGUAGUUAACUCUCUUGAUUUAUUUUUGAGAAAACAGGAGGAGGUUUAAAUCAGUAGAGUUUGAUUUAUUUGUUUGAUCAAACUCAAAAUGAAAUGUCCUGGAUUGGGGGUGUCAGAAUCAAACAUUGAUUCAUUCAAGUAUUAGUUUUGAAGUUAUGCAGUGACAAAUUCUUUACAUGCUUCUAUUACUUCAUUAGUGUUGCAUAACCAUUGAAAUUUGAACCAGGGAUGAUUGAUAAUGGCAAGUAAGAGAAUGUGUACUUUGUGCCAUAUACUUUUAUUUUCAGUUUUACUGAAGUUUAUCAGAAAUUUGAGCCAGUGAUCCAGCCCUUCCAAAAUUCUUCCAAAUGUCUGUAAUACACAAAAUCACUUUCCUUUAAAAUACUCUUUUCUUUACAGUAAAAACAAUUGAUAAGAUUAAUCCCAAUGAGCUGUCCUUGGCGUGUAGUGUAUAAAUCAUAUUCUAUGAGGAAGUUAAGUUCUUGAAGUUUAAAUUUUACAACUUAAACAGCCUUGCAGAUGACAUCCAGUUUGCCCUUUAAAGAUAAAGGCUGACUCACAAAAUCAUAAUAGUGUUUCACCACAUUAUUACUGGUUUUAUUGUAUUUUUUCAUACAAAUUUCUUCAAUAGCAUCAUUUACUUUUUGAACUCCUGCUAUCCUUGUUGGAGGCUGUGAUGCACUUAGACAUUGCUGCAUUAUAAUUUCUUUCAUAGCAUACAUCUGGCUUUUAUGGCAUCAGAUGUGGAUCAGAUUAGACACAUGGAAACUGCACCUUCCAAGAGGUGGAAAAAUAGGGAAUUCCAAGAUGAUAUACUCACCUUAUCACACAUUUUAACUAUUUUCCUUACACAUCUGCCAGAGAGACUUGCACACCAUUAGCCUAAGGCAACCCUCACCUAAUUCCAUGUGAAUAAGUUACUGUAUAAUGACAUCAUAAUGCAGUAAAAGCCCUCCACCAUUAGGAGGGCAACACAUCUCCAUGAACAGUAACUCUCGUAUGCAUUUGCACUCAUAGAAAUUUCAUUCUUCACCUCAGAUUUGUAUUGAACAGAAGUGAUUUGUUUUAGAUAGAACUUUACUAUUCGUGAAAUGACCUUAGCCAUUCAACCUCUUUCAGAAUUUCAUUGUUAUGUAUGUUUCUUUCCAUCUCUUUUGUCUAUGUUCUUUUUUUUUUUUCAUUUUCUCACUCAUGAUUCUUGGGUUUAUGUUGUCUUUUCUUCUUUGCUGAUUAUUAGUUUUAUUCUUUCAUAGCUCCUUUCACAUGCCCUAAUGCCUCAUCCCUCUCACAUUUGUGACUCCUUUUGUCCUAAUUUAUAGACUUUUUUCCCUUCCCUGUAAUUGUUAUCUAUCUGGUCAACUUGGGGAUUAAGCCCCUUAUUUUCUGUCUCAUUUUCUAGUUCCUCAUUUUUGUAUUUUCUUCUUUUUCACUUUAUUCUCCUGUUUUCUCUCCCUUAACUCUGUCUGUUAUCUGGGGCACUUCUUUUUGCUUCAUAUGGGCCUUUGUAGGUGUUUCUUCCCUUCUCUGUUUAGUCUGUUCCACUUCUUCUGCUCUAUCCCUCCAUACUUUGUUCCCCUGCUGUCAGGACCCCUUGGAUCAGGUUAUGUUCUUUACUAUACUCAUUUCUUCUUGUGUACUUAUUCAUCUGGCUCCCUUUCUUUGCCCAGAUGCCUUCAGUGGUGUUUCUUUCUCCCUAGUGACCAUGACUAAUGUUAUACAGCUUCUGUCCUCACUAUCUUACCAGCUUUAUUCCUCCUUCUUUGCCUUGCCCUUUACUCCUUUUCCUUGUCUAGAUCAGUCUCCUCCAAACCUUCCCAUUCCUUGUUCCAGGCAUUCUUCUUUUUUUCAUUUUUCCUUUAUCAGUAGUCUUCUCAAGGACUAUCAUUAAUUAAACUCUGUGGGUACCUAUCUCCUCUACUGCUAUUAGUCUCAAUUCCUGCCAACAAUCACUUCUCUUCUGUUUUUGUUUCUCCUCUUUCUGACCCCAUCUAUGGUCUUCUUCACCUGUUCUGUGGUUGGUCAGAGUCAAUGUGUCUGACACCUUCCAACACAUUUCUCUCAGCUCCUCCUUCCUUUGUUUUCUAUGUUUUAUCCACUUUUUUGUGUCUUCCCAUUCCAUGAUCUCUUUGACUCAGUGAUGAUCCCUCUUGCAUUCAUUGGCAUUAUGAGAGCCCUCCCUUGCCAUAUUCAUGGCCUGGGGUUGGCAUUCCUUUCUAGACCUAUUUUCUACUGUUAUUUGUUUUUUGGGAUAUUUUCUCUUUCCAUUCCUCCCUUCUUUUACUGUGGCUACUUGGUUGUAAAGGGGGGGACUUAUUCUGGGAUCUAUGUCCAUUCUCGCCCCCAUUCAAUGUUUUGUACUUUCAGAUGUUUCCUUUCUCUCUUGUCUCAACAGAGUUUAGCUUAUCUUCUUCUUAUGAAAACAAUGGCAUAUCUGGUCACCAGGUUUUACACUUCUCAUUCUCUUCCUGCAUGAGAGGUUCUUUCACUUUUGGAGACUCUGACUAUCAAAAACUGCAAACUUAUUACUACCUUAUAUUCUAAACCAUGUUUUAAAUGUAUUAUUCUACACUUUGACUUGCGUGAUAUACUAAAGAGGAUGUCAUUAUUGGUCAACUUAAAAAAAUUGGAAAAUCUGCAACACCAUGGAUGGUAAAUUGCAAGCCAGGAGGAAACUUCAAAAGCUUCUAUUGUUCAAUGGCUAUCCUUAUAGUUACAUUACUAAGACAUUUCACAAUUUUGACUGGGAAGAUUUUAACACAUGAAAGCAAAAAAUAAACCACUAUAUCAAACGCUAUUUCAUGGGUUAUACCCUUUAUGUAUGAACCUUUAACUACUGCUAUCUGUCAAGUGAUUAGAAGAUCUGGUUUGGAUAUCCACAUCAUACAGGAAUCUGGUAAAAAUCUUAAGGAUAUUCUUCAAUAACAAUGAUCUACUAAAAUCUAAAAAGUGCUUUGCUAAGACCGAUGGUUUAGAGAAAGCUUGCACACUUAAGAACACUGUCUGUGAAAUAACAUUUCAUCUAUAUAUUUAUGUGAAUCUAGCCUCCAAUACAUGAUUGUUUCAAAGAACAUAUUCGUGCCAUUGUCAAUCUUAACAAUAAAGAAGCUACUGCUGAACAUCACUUCAACAUACAUGGCAUAACUAACAAGACACCUUAUUCAAUCAAAAUUUUACAGAUUUGUGCCAACUUUCUUGACAGGAAAGGUAUGGAAUCUCUUUUGAUUAAAUCAAAAUGUCAUUCUAUUAAUAGAUACAAUGCCUAGCUCUUGUAAAAAGUAUUAUUCUUGUAAGGUUUAUUCUAUUUAUGUUUUUUUACAUUAACUUUUAUGAUCAGUGACUCCAAACUGUUUAACAAAACUUUUAGUAUGUUUCACCAUGCACCAGUGUAUGUUAUAAUUGUACUUUUCUUUUCUUUUACUAUAAAAUCAGUUUUGUAACCUGUGAUGCUCAAAGACCUUAAAAAAAUACACAGGCUGAAACAUCAGAUAGAAUAAAAAACACAUUUAUAUGAA